Molecule: messenger RNA, 821 nt
Organism: Trematosphaeria pertusa
Lineage: Eukaryota; Fungi; Ascomycota; Dothideomycetes; Pleosporales; Trematosphaeriaceae
Exons: 1
Coding region: 207-713 (168 amino acids)
Source: RefSeq, a predicted model, not a curated record
AUGUCGAGAUCUCGUCAAAUCCGCGGCGUUCAUUCGCCGGGCGGACAGAGUUUGACACUACAAAAGCUAAAGAUCCGGCCAGAGCUCUAUCGCGUGCAGACGGUGGGCCGGCUGGUGCUGGCGGGCAGGUUCGGGGCCCAACUGCGCGAACUGCGGGUCAGGUUGCGGCCUUUUUCUACAGCAGUGACUAAAAUUAUCGAGGUCUUAUGGGACCAAAUACCGUCGGUGGCAGAGAGGAGGUCGAAUAUGGUGGCACUGCAGGACAGAUCCUCGACGUUGGUCAAUGCUGCGUCUUCCGCAAUUUUCGGGGCAUAAUUUCUCCACCAAUGGCGGCACGACGACCGGCGUGGGGUGCGUCUUCGUGCGCCUCUUGGCCUGGGGAAAGAUUACCAUGUUCGCCCGAGGGGCGUCCAUGGGGCGCUGGGCGAGGGGAUGCCGGCAAAAUGAUGAAGCGUCGCGCCCUGGACGCGUCGUCUUGUCCCGCUGCCCCUCAUUGCGGGCGCCAUUAUUUUCCGUGUAUAUCGAUAGGCCUGCCAAUGGGAGGGGUACUUCAGCCCUACUCCAGACGCCGACGCAGACGCCGACGCAGACGCCGACGCGUGACGCGCCGCCGCUCACGAUAUUUGCCCUCUCAACAUCGUCCGCCUGAUAUCCGCUUCUUAUCGAUCCUCCGUGGGCUUCAGACGAAACCACUGAUUCAAUUCCUCACCUGAUACCAAAAGUCGAGCAACCAUGGCGCCGCUCGAGGUCCUGAUGGUACGCCUACCCCUCACAGGAGCAGCAGGUCCAUGCUCAAUACUUUCUUUGCUUUUCCUCAAGCU